AUGGGAGGAAAUGAAAGUGCCAUGGCAGGAGCGCAUGGAACUCCUAGUGACAUGUGCCUUCCAGUCGUCGGUACCAGAAUGAAUGAUGAAAAGGUAAUGUCCCAGCUACGCGCAGCAUCGCAAUUAAAAACACCAACGAAAAGAAACCACAUAGUUCGAACAGCAUUUACGGCGAUAUGGUCUCAAAUACAACCCAAUGGGCCUCUAACGCCUCAUUCGCGCGUAGGUCAAUUUUAUUCAACUUGUACUGAACUUGGAAUAGCAAUUACAGGUUUAGGAAUUACGGACGAUAAUACAUACCUCAACGAUAUUUGGGCUCUCAAUCAACAGACGCUAACAUGGACAAAUCUUCAAAUUACAGGCGAUCAAAUUUCUCCACGUGCUAACGCAAGGGCCACAUGUCUCGGUCAUAUUCUUUAUAUAUUUGGCGGUGCUUGUGAGCCUGUAUUUUAUAACGAUUUAUUUUCUAUCGACCUUACAACAGGACAAUGUACAUUAAUACAAACCACUGGUGACAUUCCAUCCCCGAGGAGCGCGCCAAUAGUUGGUGGCCUAGACGGAAAAAUUUACGUUUGGGGAGGUUACGAUUCCCUUUGGCCUUCUGACCUCCACGUUUUAGAUUUAAGUACUAACGUCUGGAAAGCCUAUCCUCAAGAGAUCCAAGGCAGGACAGGUGUUGGCUACACGUUAGUCGGCGACAAGAUCUACUGUUUCGGCUCUGCGAAGACCGGCGGACUUCUUCAGAUAGAUUUAACAGAACUUAAAGUUUCUCUCGUUCAGACAACUGGCGCUGAGCCGCCAUCGUCACUGGCCAACAGCUCAAUGAUAUUCUUCGACCAUUAUUUGAUAGUGAUCGGAGGAAAAUUUCACGUUGACUGGACACUUAUAUACGCUUGCGAUAUUACUAGAUUUUGGUGGUUUGUGCUACACGUGCUGCCUGAUGGCGAAACUGUGUCGCAAACUGACGGAUGCGUGAGCGAUCUUGGAUUGUUCAUGCUGCCGCGCGCGCACUCAAUGGGAGCCUCGUGGUGCCCGACAAGAAGGGAAAUCGUCACGUUCUUGGGUUUCCCAACAAAGGAUCCUCCACCUUUGUAUAUAUUAUCUGUUGGAGAAGCAAUGGGCGUUCUCAAUAUGCGUUCUGAUAUGUUAGAAAUGCUGAAGCACUAA
Molecule: messenger RNA, 1167 nt
Organism: Trichomonas vaginalis G3
Lineage: Eukaryota; Parabasalia; Trichomonadida; Trichomonadidae
Product: nitrile biosynthetic process
Exons: 1
Coding region: 1-1167 (388 amino acids)
Molecular function (GO): protein binding
Source: RefSeq, a predicted model, not a curated record